Messenger RNA from Microplitis demolitor, 3116 nucleotides. RefSeq lists its product as uncharacterized. Gene Ontology annotation, molecular function: protein binding. Gene Ontology annotation, cellular component: nucleus. The record is from RefSeq and is a predicted model, not a curated record. Bases 1 to 2997 code for a protein of 998 amino acids. NCBI's taxonomy places the organism in Eukaryota, Metazoa, Arthropoda, Insecta, Hymenoptera, Braconidae. The transcript is spliced from 10 exons. Gene Ontology annotation, biological process: cell population proliferation; positive regulation of protein phosphorylation; DNA damage response.
AUGGAAAUAUCUAAAGUUGAUGAAAAAUUAUCACAAGUUUUAAAAUUAUUUUUGCUAGCAGAUUAUAGUAUUACUUCGACAACUUAUUUAGAUUUAUUGUUAACACACAUCGCCAAUUCAAUAUCUAAAUCUGAUAAUCAAUGUAAAUUAAUAAAAGAUUACAUUGAAAAAGGAUGUGAAAUUUGGAUAAAUAGUAAACCAUGUCAACCAGUUAUUGUAUUUACAAUUAAAUUAGUUGGAGUAUUGGGAAAAACUAAAUAUUAUUUCGAGUAUUUUGAUAAACUAAAUAUAUAUUAUAAAUUACUUGAUAUAUUUAAUUUACGUAGAGAUGAUUUAUCAGCUUCUAUUAAAAUGGCCUAUACCACAAUGUUGCUUGAUAUUAUUGGGCAUGACAGCGGUAGAAAAUGGGUAAUAAAUUCAGGUGUAUGGAAAGAUGUAGUUAAAUUUGCUCAAUUUAAUCACACAAUGUAUGUGACACGUGAAAGUAAUAAAUUUAUAUAUCAAUUGCUUAUAAAUGAAUCUCAAAACAUUGAAUUAUCUACUGAAAUAAUAAAAGUUGUGUCCGAGCCAUUGAUAAAUGACACGUAUGGUAUCCAGGUGCACAGCGCACUAGAAGAUUUGUAUUUGGAUCAAACCCGAGUACUGGCAACGACACUUGGUUUAAUAACAAGCAUUUUGGAGAAUACGUUGUUUAGUAGCUUGGAUAACACGAUCCCUAAUUUAAUUGAACAAAUAACAAAUCUUGAAGUACGUGUAAAAGUACUACUAGAAGCUUGCAUCAGUACAAAGUUUCUACAAAACAUUCACAAGUUAUGGGUUCUAUUGUUUUUUUAUAAAAUAAAAUCUGGAUUUGAAAAAAAUGAUAAAAAUGAAACGAUAGUUAAUUCAGAAGCUUGGAGUAGAUUUCGUGUUGCUUAUUGCUACUUGCAAACUUUAUUUAUAUCGAAAAAUUAUAUUACUGAAUUAGUUAGAACGAAUAAAUUUUCGUUGAUCUAUUGGAAAAAAUUACAAGCGCUUGAGGCAUUUCAUCCACCAGAACUUAGACAUAAAUUUGAACAUCAAGUUGUGGCAUCUAUGGUGACUCCUUUGUUGGUAUGUUUAAAGAAAAGUUAUAAGAAACAUGAUAUUUUUGAAAUGUUUGUUCAUAAAAUGUUUACAAUAACUUGUCAACCCAUUCAACGACUGGCAUACGAGGCUAGAGAUGUUAUGCUGAAAGAGGAAUUACCAUUAGAAUUAAUAUGUAAAUCUUGUAUUGAAAUGUUACUCGAAAUCGUUGAUUUGAUGGACAGAGAUACAGCAGUGAUAGCAUUCCAAAGUAUGUGUCACGUAUUAAAAAAUUAUGUGGCAUCUGAGACUUGUAGCAAUCAAGUGCAAGAUGAUGAUAAUUGUGAGCAUGGGAUGCCGCAGAUGCUAAAUAAAAAUACAAAUGACAGUAGUCCUAUUUUGCUAUCCGCGUUACUUCAAAAUAGUGACAACUAUCAUAAAGUUCAGAAUAGUAACAGCGAUAAUUGUUGUCCAGUUACAAUAAAUAACAAAUCGUUGGAUCAUUUGAAAAUAAUUACACGAAAGUCAAUACUUGAUGGUGAUCCAAUUGUCGAUACUCCUGUCUUACUUUCAACUUUGCUGGAUGGAGUUGCGGUAAUGACAGAAAAGUUUCAAUUCAAGUGGUCGGAUUGUGUUGAAACCAUUUGUGUUUUGGCUCUUGCUCAAGAAAUUUUAAAUCACUCUGGAACAUCACCUAAUCUUUGUGUACGAGCUUUAAAAAUAUGUAGACUAGCUAUUAAAAAUUUCAUGCCACCAAAUUUAGCAUUGCUGGUUAAUGGAGAAAGUCACAUGAAUAAUAUCGGGCCAACAUUAUACAAAAGAUUACACGAUGGCAAUUGGGAAGUUCGCGAUAGUGCAUUAGAAGUAUUACAUGUUAUUGCUAAUAUUUCAGAGACCACAUAUCCAGCAUUCCAAGAACUUAUUCUUACAAAUAAAUUACUACCUCUCGUUACCGAUAUCGCAAUGAAAGACGGAGAGAGUUAUGUUCGGGCAUCUGCACUUAAAUUUAUUGCCAUCACCGUUCGAAUAAAUAAUUUGUGGAAUAAAGAAUUAUCGUCAUUAGAUUUAUUUGAUAAAUCUGUUGAAUUAUUCUGUGAAGAAAGUGAAGCUAUUGUAAGAAAAGAAGUUGUGAUAUUAUUAAGAGAAUUAUAUGUUUACAGACAAUGGCCAAGUACAGUACUUGACACAAUAAAUCAUACGAUGGUAGUAGCAGCAGUAUUAGAUCUUCAUUGGGAAGUUAAAAUAAAUGCCCUAAGUUAUUGGCAAGAUUUUAUAAAAUUUAAUUUAACUGAACAAGGAAUGCUUGAUGGUGAAUUCCCGAUGGUGACAUUCUCAAAGGAGCACAAAAAAAUAGUACAGCUUACUGAUGACGAAAUAAAUAAUCGAUUAAAUAAAGCUCUUGACAAUAUGGCUAAAGAAAAUUGUCUCGGGGUAUUAUUGGUCACAUUGGAAGACGAAAGUGAUUUUGAAGUAUCGAAACAUGCAGCAGACAUAAUAAAUGAACUAAAACGUCUAUUAUUAAAAUACAAACUCAAUCAAUCAACACCAAACAAUAAUUCUUCUUACAGUAGUUCAUGUAACAGUAAAUCAAACAUUCUAUGUUCAACAAAACCCUCAGCAUCAGGACCAGAAACAAAUAGCACUGAUAAAGAUUUGUCGCGUAUCAUAGAUGAUAUUAUUGACUCAAAUGACUCGAGCUUACUGGCGACAAUGUACAAAAAUUCUUUAAAAAUGAAUGAUGAGUGUGAAAUGACAAAACGUCAAGCACUCGACCGUAUAUCUAAAGUUACCAGAGAGCAAUUUUUAUCCCACAUUCUUAAUUCAGACAUCGAUGCCUACAUUGCCGAGAGACGAAACUGGUUAAAAACUUAUACCGUCUCUUUUGAUUCCAUUCUCGAUGACAUUUUAACAGUUUACGCAAAAAAUGAUACUAUUUCAAUGGACUGUUACUAAAUAAUUAUAAUAUUUUUAAUUAAAUAUUUAAUUUCAUUGUUUUUUAUUAAAAUUAUUAUCAUAUCGAAAUUUAAAAUCAAAAUGUUUUUAUACUACGCUUCGAAAAUAAAUAUUUAAUU